CUAAUAGUCAUAUGAGUGUCCAGCUAUUUGGUCUGUAACGAUGAGACGCCGCGUUUCCUCUCAAACACACCUGUCUGAUUCAUGAGCUGAGGGAUCAGCUCACGUUCUUGUAAAGAAAGCCCUCGGCUCGGAGUAAAAAAUGACCGCCGCAGUGAACGGAGAGGAUUCUUUUCCUUCCCGGAGCGUCUUUGAGCUGGAUUACAGCUCCACAUCAGUACAGCUGCAGCUCGUCGGGCUCGGCUUCGGCUUCUACGCCCUCGUCUUCCUCCUGACUCACUUCCUCUCUGUCCCGCUGUCACACACGUACCGCUCUCUGUCCUCUAAAGAGAAGGUGUUCUGGUGUUUGGCGGCGACGCGGGCGAUCUUCGGUGUCCAAGGCUCAUGGGCAGGGUUACGCGUGCUGAUGGAGGACGGCCCCUUGUUCAGCGAUAAGGUCCUAGGACAGACGGGCUGGUCCUGGUUCACCGUGCUGACCGCCUGCGGGUUCUUCACGUUCGAGAACGUAGCGCUGCACGGCUCCAACCUGGUGUUCCGCUCCUUCGACGCUCCGCUCGCAGCUCAUCAUGCCUUCGCCCUGGCUGGAUUCAGCGGCACCGCGCUACACAAGGACAUGGGACACUUCCUGCCUGUCAUCACACUGCUGCUGGAGAUGAGCACGCCCUUCACCUGCGUCUCCUGGAUGCUGCUCAAGGCCGGUUGGUCUCGUACUCUGAUGUGGAGAGCGAAUCAGUGGUUGAUGAUCCACAUGUUCCACUGCCGCAUGGUGUUGACGUACUACAUGUGGUGGGUGUGCUGGUGUAACUGGUCUGAGUUGUGUGCGAAUGUUCCUCUGCCUCAGUUCCUCAUCUUCCUCGUGGGCUUGGUGCUCCUCACGCUCAUAAUGAACCCUCUGUGGCUUCACAAGAAGACCAUGCAGCUCCUCAACCCCAUCGACUGGAACUUCAGCGACAAGCCGGCACCGGAGAACGGCCCCGCGGGGGGCAAAGCACACAGGAGCUAAGCUCUCGGACGCCUCGCCUCGCCCCGCCUCGCCUCGCCUCGCCUCGCCCCGCCCUGCUCUAAAGAGACAGUGUUACUGAGCAUUAUUCUACAGCUUUAACACAGGCUUGAGUUACUAAACCUCAGAGUCAGAUUUUCUCUGUGUGCCUUUGAAGUUUAGAUGUUAAACAUUGGUCAUUUAUUUACACAUUUAUGUUAAGGUCAAUGUUCCAUUACUGGGAUGAGAUGUGAAAAAUAACAGAUCAGUGUAGAAGUUUCUAUGAUCAUUGAUGUGUAUCAAUGUUCUGUGUAUAUAAAACAAAUCCAGAUAUUUCCUGAUGGUCGUAUUAAAACGAACAAAUUAGCACUUAAAAAAAUGGCAAAUAAAACAUUUUACACUAAAA
Tachysurus vachellii is the source of this 1382-nucleotide messenger RNA. RefSeq names its product CLN8 transmembrane ER and ERGIC protein (gene cln8). Gene Ontology annotation, cellular component: membrane; endoplasmic reticulum. The record is from RefSeq and is a predicted model, not a curated record. Gene Ontology annotation, biological process: lipid homeostasis. The transcript has 4 exons. Bases 140 to 1000 code for a protein of 286 amino acids. NCBI's taxonomy places the organism in Eukaryota, Metazoa, Chordata, Actinopteri, Siluriformes, Bagridae.